Populus euphratica (Euphrates poplar) is the source of this 2218-nucleotide messenger RNA. RefSeq names its product Glucose-methanol-choline (GMC) oxidoreductase family protein. The record is from RefSeq and is a predicted model, not a curated record. Lineage: Eukaryota; Viridiplantae; Streptophyta; Magnoliopsida; Malpighiales; Salicaceae. The transcript has 6 exons. Gene Ontology annotation, molecular function: oxidoreductase activity, acting on CH-OH group of donors; flavin adenine dinucleotide binding. The coding region runs from base 312 to 2048 and encodes 578 amino acids.
GGGCUUCCAGUUUUCAUAUAGAGAAGGUAAUUCAUUUGUACAGUAAACUUAGCUAGCUAGGCUUAGCAAAGUCCUUGUGUAGCAGUAGAGUCACAUUUUCUCCAUUUCUUGAAUCCUGGGGUACAGUUUGCCUAACCAUUGUCAAAUUGUGUUCUUUAAUUGCCGACAAAAUUUGCAAGAAAUCUUUGUACCCACAUAAUUUAUUGCCGUCAAAAUUGUUGAUUUUCUAAAGUUAUAUAAGAACAACAUCCGCUGGCUUGUUUUCGGACAACAAAUUAACCAUCAUUUGAGCGCCUGUUUAUCCAAAGAAUAUGGCUCUUGGAUGGUGCAGAUUCUUUGGUGCUUGUAUUAUAGGAAUUGUCUUCUUUCAUGGCUUUUGCGCCUGCGAUAGAGCUCCAUAUUACUCUUUCAUGCUCAAUGCAACUUCGGCUCCAACAAUAUCAUACUACGACUACAUAAUUGUGGGUGGUGGAACCGCUGGCUGUCCAUUAGCUGCCACGCUCUCACAAAACGCUAGCGUUUUGCUCCUAGAACGCGGUGGCUCACCCUAUGGCAAUCCUAACAUUACCAACCUAGCAAAAUUUGGCGCUGCACUGUCCGAUCUCUCUCCUACCUCCCCCUCUCAACGUUUCAUUUCUGAAGAUGGCGUGAUAAAUGCUCGUGCCCGCGUACUAGGCGGUGGGAGCUGCCUAAAUGCUGGAUUCUAUACCCGUGCCUCUCUGGAAUAUAUAAGAGCUGCAGGGUGGGACGGUCGGUUGGCGAAUGAGUCGUACCAAUGGGUGGAGCGGAGAGUGGCGUUCGAGCCGCAAAUGGGGGCAUGGCAAUCGUCUGUGAGGGAUGGGCUGCUAGAGGCCGGAGUGCUGCCAAACAAUGGAUUCACAUACGAUCAUAUUAAGGGGACUAAAGUUGGUGGAACAAUAUUUGAUCGAGAUGGGAAUAGACAUACUGCUGCUGAUUUAUUGGAGUAUGCCAAUCCUGGUGGGCUUACCGUCCUUUUGCAUGCCACUGUAUACAAGAUCUUGUUUGCAACUAAAGCAGGACCAAAACCAGUGGCUCAUGGAGUGGUAUACAGAGAUGCAUCAGGGGCAAAGCACAGAGCCUACCUAAAGAGAGGGUUAAAAAACGAAAUUAUCAUAUCAUCUGGUGCCCUAGGAAGCCCACAGCUCUUGAUGUUGAGUGGAGUGGGCCCUGCACAGCAACUUCGGGCCCACAAUAUUACAGUUGUGCUGGAUCAGCCCAUGGUUGGCCAACUCAUGUCUGAUAACCCUAUGAAUGCCAUUUUCGUCCCUUCUCCUCUCCCAGUUGAGGUUUCACUUAUUCAAGUUGUUGGCAUCACUCAAUAUGGUAGCUACAUUGAAGCUGCUAGCGGUGAAAAUUUUGGUGGUUCUCCUCAAAGAGACUACGGGAUGUUCUCUCCUAAGAUUGGCCAGCUCUCAACAGUGCCACCAAAACAGAGGACCCCAGAAGCCCUGGCCAAGGCUAUUGAGCUAAUGAACAACUUGGACCAACAAGCUUUCCAAGGUGGAUUCAUUCUUGAAAAAAUUAUGGGUCCAAUUUCCACCGGUCAUUUGGAGCUAAGAACACGCCACCCUGAGGACAAUCCAUCAGUUACCUUCAACUACUUCAAAGAACCCCAGGACUUGCAAAGAUGUGUGGAGGGCAUUUCAACUAUCGAGAAAGUGAUCGAUUCCAAGCCUUUCUCUAAGUUCAGGUUUGAUUAUUUGUCAGUGCCACAGCUGCUAAACAUGACAGCAAGUGCCCCGGUAAAUCUGUUGCCUAGACAUUACAAUUCCUCACAGUCACUAGAAGAUUUCUGCAAGGACACAGUCAUGACCAUAUGGCAUUAUCAUGGAGGUUGCCAAGUUGGUAGUGUUGUUGACCAUGAUUACAAGGUUAUGGGUGUGGACGCGCUAAGGGUUAUUGAUGGGUCCACCUUCAAUUUCACUCCUGGGACUAAUCCUCAGGCCACUGUCAUGAUGCUUGGAAGGUACAUGGGAGUCAAUAUUUUGAAGGAGAGACUUGCAAGAGAAGAUUUGGCAAAUAAAUAGUAGACAAAAUAGAACAUUGGAAAGAAACAAAAAAGGCUUUUAUUGACGAUGGUACCUUAACUUAUUAGUGGUAGAAAAUACAUCUUUCCAUUUUGUAUCUCAAAUAUGUUUGGCAAGAAAGAAUGUAUAAUAUUUAAUUAAAUGAAAAUAUAAAAUAAAAUAUUUUCUAC